AAUUGGCUAUCUGACCUUUCACCCCAAUAUGGCGCCGCGGGAAAUAUAUUUUCUUUCGAAAUCUACUAUUUUGCCGUAAUCUCUGUCUCUGUCGCAGCCCCUACGGACAAUGUUACGUCUUUUACACAGAACUUGGACAACAAAGCAUUCUAAGCGCAUUCAGAAUGUCAUUGCGUCUAGGAGAUACCAUUUCAAGACUGGUUAUUCGGCGGAACUGACGAAGACAUUCACUGCAGACGACGUUUUGACAUUCGCGUCUCUGUGUGGGGACAAGAACCCGCUUCAUCUAGACGAGGAGUACGCAAAAACAACCCGCUUUGGGCGCUGUAUCGUCCAUGGGGUUCUCAUCAACGGGUUGAUAUCUGCAGUACUGGGGACCAAACUUCCAGGACCAGGGGCAAUAUUCGUGUCUCAGGACAUCAAGUUUCCAGCUCCAUUGUAUGUGAAUGAGUCUGUGACUGCAGCUGUGGAAAUCCUGGACAUAAGGAAGAGUAUAGUGGUGUGUUCAACAACAUGUACAGCAACAGACACCAAGAAGGUGGUCAUGUCAGGCAAAGUAUUCUUGAUGGUCCCCAAGGAUGGACAAAAAGGAACAUGAGGCAGACAAAAUUGUUACAGUUAAUUUAUUGCAGGAAGACACAAUAGACAGGAAAACAGACACUAGCAGUAAUUUACAAUUAUAGCAAGAUUUUUGAAGAUGAAUUAAAUGUACAAACUGCAAGAAUGGUUGCUUAACUUGCUAUAUUAUCUAGUAGUAUCUAGAAAAUAUACCAGUAAAAGUUAGUCCUAAGGAAAUCAAAGUACAUGUAAUUUUUUUCUGACAUAAGACAUUUUUUGGAACAGCAUGGAGAAAACAAGGCCUAGAAGAAAUGGUUACUGACUGCAGUAUGGCCACAGCAAGUAAAUUUUAUGGAUGACAUCAUUUGCAGUCUUCAAAUCUAGUGCGAGAGGGAGAAAAAAAACCUGGGUCAACGUAAACAAGAUGGCUGAAUUUUUAAAAUAGAGACCAUUAAAAACAACUGAAGCAAGAAUAUAUGGUACCACAGCCAACAAGUCUUUUUUUCCUGUAUUUAAGAGGUGCAGAAAGUAACAUAAGUGUGGUAGCCUAGUGUCACUUCUGGGACAUAGAACAGUUAGAAUUUUAAAACAAAUUUUCCCAGUUUUGGUAUUCAUCUUGUCUCAUUACCGGAAAACAUAAUUUUUUUUUUACUCAAAAUCUGACAAAAAAAUGUGGGCAUGGAUGUCAUCCAUAAAAUUUACUUGUUGUGGCCUAAACAAGGAAAACAUUGCUACAUGUCAAGGAAGUGUGCCUGGCACCCAACAUUCUCUAUUAAUAAAAUCUUUUUGUGACAAA
Messenger RNA from Branchiostoma belcheri (Belcher's lancelet), 1354 nucleotides. Its product is annotated as hydroxyacyl-thioester dehydratase type 2, mitochondrial-like. The transcript is spliced from 4 exons. NCBI's taxonomy places the organism in Eukaryota, Metazoa, Chordata, Leptocardii, Amphioxiformes, Branchiostomatidae. Bases 110 to 598 code for a protein of 162 amino acids. The record is from RefSeq and is a predicted model, not a curated record.